Messenger RNA from Eurypyga helias (sunbittern), 604 nucleotides. RefSeq names its product chromosome unknown open reading frame, human C15orf43 (gene TERB2). Gene Ontology annotation, cellular component: nuclear inner membrane. The annotation marks the transcript as partial. The record is from RefSeq and is a predicted model, not a curated record. NCBI's taxonomy places the organism in Eukaryota, Metazoa, Chordata, Aves, Eurypygiformes, Eurypygidae. The transcript has 6 exons. Gene Ontology annotation, biological process: homologous chromosome pairing at meiosis; meiotic attachment of telomere to nuclear envelope.
UGGCUGGGGGGCGGGAGGUUUUGAUGCUGACUACCUCUUCAGCAGCGACGCCGCCCACCCGGACACCCGCAGAAUACACGAGAGCCUGGAUUACUUGGAGGGCAGAGCUACCGUCUUUCACUCCCGUUACCUCUCCGCGUGGGCGAGCACCGGCACGGGAGCCAAGGCGUCCGUGGUUCUGGGCCACUACGUCCUGCCACCCGCCUGCCUGCAAGAAGAAAUCAGAAGGCAAAUCGGGAGUUUUAUUUGGGAGCAGGCGGAUGACUCCCUUGCAGCACAGCGCACUGAAAAUCUGACGGAUGAAGAGGAGGUGGUGAGAAAAGGCUGUGAGGAAGAAGCGGAGGUGGAUGUGCUGGACUUAGCCGAAAGUGAAGAAGAAACAGGCUCCAGAGCACCCACCCAGGGGGAAUUUCCAUUCCGCGCUCUCCAGGAAUACCCAGUGAACAACAUGGUGACAGGCUACACCUCGGCUCGCGACAUGAAGAAAUACGACGGAGAGCUCCGUGAUUUCAUUCCCGGCACCUCGGGCUACGCGGUGUAUUGGAUUCAGAGCGAAAUUAACAUUUACUCUGCCGUGAAGAGGAAAACCAAGAGAAAAUUGUAA